AUGUUUGGAAUUGGUAAAUUUUUAUACGUUAUACUUCUUGUGGUCAACGGAAUCGCAAUCUUGAGUGAGGACCGGUUUCUCAACAGGAUUGGGUGGGGCAGCAGCGGCCAAAACACAAAUGGGUUUCAAUACCAGCAGUUUCAAGCAGGGGCGGGUUCCGACAACGAAUCAAUAAAAUCCAGACUAGUAAAUUUGAUAGGAGCAAUCAGAACGUUGCUUCGAGUCCCGCUCAUUGGGAUCAACAUCAUUGUCAUACUCUACGAACUCGUGCUAGGAUGA
Messenger RNA from Meyerozyma guilliermondii ATCC 6260, 279 nucleotides. RefSeq lists its product as uncharacterized. The transcript has a single exon. Gene Ontology annotation, biological process: endoplasmic reticulum to Golgi vesicle-mediated transport. Bases 1 to 279 code for a protein of 92 amino acids. Gene Ontology annotation, cellular component: Golgi membrane; COPII-coated ER to Golgi transport vesicle; endoplasmic reticulum membrane. The record is from RefSeq and is a predicted model, not a curated record. NCBI's taxonomy places the organism in Eukaryota, Fungi, Ascomycota, Pichiomycetes, Serinales, Debaryomycetaceae.